Messenger RNA from Nestor notabilis (Kea), 1521 nucleotides. RefSeq names its product glycerate kinase (gene GLYCTK). Bases 1 to 1521 code for a protein of 506 amino acids. The transcript is spliced from 4 exons. Lineage: Eukaryota; Metazoa; Chordata; Aves; Psittaciformes; Psittacidae. Gene Ontology annotation, biological process: protein phosphorylation. Gene Ontology annotation, molecular function: glycerate kinase activity. Gene Ontology annotation, cellular component: cytoplasm. The record is from RefSeq and is a predicted model, not a curated record.
AUGUCCCUCCACGAGCAUGCACUGUCCCUCUUCCGCAGUGCAGUGGGCACUGUCAGACCAGCUUCAAUGCUGAAGAGGGCUCUGAAGCUCCAGGAAGAUGGGUGCCCUCAGCUGCUGGUGAAGGGCAGGGCCUUCCCAGUGAAGAGGAACCUGUACCUAGUAGGUUUUGGCAAAGCUGUGCUGGGGAUGGCUGCGGCAGCAGAAGAGAUCCUGGGAGACCACCUCGUUCGGGGGAUCAUCAGUGUGCCACUAGGCAUCCAGGAGAGCCUGCAGCGAGCGGGAAUGCAGGAGAUGCUCCUGAAGCCACACAGCAAAAUCCAGGUCAUCGAAGGUGCAAAGAACAACCUCCCAGAUGCAGAGGCUCUGAAAGGAGCAGUUGCCAUCCAGGAACUGGCAGAGGGUCUGACUGCAGAUGACCUGCUCCUUGUACUCAUUUCAGGGGGUGGAUCAGCCCUACUGCCUGCUCCCAUUCCUCCCAUCCUCCUCAAAGAGAAGCAGAAACUCACAAAGAUGCUGGCUUCCCAAGGAGCUGCCAUACAGGAGCUGAACAUUGUCCGGAAGACUCUGUCCUUGCUGAAGGGUGGGGGGCUGGCCCGACUCUCAUAUCCUGCACAGGUAGUAAGCCUCAUCCUUUCUGAUGUGAUUGGUGACCCCCUGGACAUCAUAGCUAGCGGCCCCACUGCUGCCAGCUCCCACACUCUCCAAGACUGCCUUCAGAUACUCACCAAAUACAACCUGCUGCGCAAUCUGCCCAAGUCAGUGGAAACAGUCCUGUCCAGCUCUCCCACCAAGUCCACUGCUCCAGAAGACUUCUCCCAUGUUUGCAAUGUCAUCGUCGGCUCAAACAGGCUGGCUCUAGAUGAGGCCAAACGCCAAGCUGAGGGCCUGGGCUACACCACGCUGGUUCUGAGUGCGGCAAUCUGCGGGGAUGUUGGCUGCGUUGCCACACUGUACUGCCAGCUCAUCCAGCUGCUCUGCUUGGGCUUUGCUGGCUUUGGAGAAGGGCCCCAGGGUGACGAGGUGAGGCGGAAUCUCCUGCAGCUGGUGGCAGAGCUACAGAUCCCAGGUUUGGACCUUGCCAAAUUUCUACAGGCCCUGCGAGGAUUAGGGUCUAAAACACCAGUGUGCAUCCUGGCCGGCGGAGAAACCACAGUCCAGCUCCAAGGAACUGGCAAGGGAGGGAGGAACCAGGAGCUGGUCCUGCGCGUGGGGCUGGGGCUGCACAGGGCACAGGCCAUGGAAGCCAGCAGCUCCCCAGGGAGGUGUGAGAUCAUCUUCCUCAGCGGUGGAACAGACGGGCAGGAUGGGCCAACAGAGGCAGCAGGAGCCUUCUGCAGCCCAGAGCUGGUGACUGAGGCGCUGCAGGAGGGCCUUGAUGUGGAGGCUUUCCUCAUCAACAACGACUCCUAUACCUUCUUCAGCCAGUUCCAAGGUGGGCAUCACCUCCUGGUGACAGGCUUGACAGGCACCAAUGUCAUGGAUAUCCAGGCCAUUUUAAUUAGAGCCAUGGAGAGAUCCUAA